CGACCUUUAUAUAACACGCAAGGUUUAGGUACAAAAACUUUGUAUGUGCCGGUAGCUGUCUUAGAAUCCUGCAAUGACUUCUGGCUUCCGAACCUUUGGCGUUGUUGUUGUUGGUAUUGGAACAGCAGGGCGGGUGCGUUUAAGAGAUUUACAAGAAUGCGGCUCUACCAUUAGUUUGGAACUGAAAGGGUUUGUCUCCAGGCAUGAAAGCGAAAUUCCUGGUGUGACUAAGUUGUCCUAUGAAGAAUGUUUGGCCAGAUCUGACAUCCAUGCUGUAAUAAUCUGCACCGAGCCGCACACCCAUGAGAACCUUAUAAGACAAGCACUCUACAGCAACAAACAUGUCCUGGUUGAAUACCCUGUUGCCUUGUCAUCACAGAUAGCUCAAGACUUGUAUCAGCAAGCAAACCGUAAAGGUCUUGUACUUCAUGAAGAAAUAUCAGACUUCUGACAGAGAGUCACAAGUCAUUGAAAGAAAUGGCAACAGCAGAACAGCUGAAAUGUGCAAGGAGCAAUUUAACAGGCAACUACAAUGGAUGGGUGGAGAAACUACCACUGGAGGGCAAGCCUCUCAUAAGUAGCGUCUCUGCUAUUCAGGCCUUUUAUGAUAUAUUUGGAGACAUGAAAGCUGUGGGGUCCACUUUGGAUAUAUUAGAUGAUGGCUUCCAGUUCACAGGAAAAUUUGUCACCACAGAUGGUGAAAAAGAAGUGAGUGUCUCGGGAUCACGUUACAAACAAAAGACGCCUCGGCAGUCUCAUGUCUAUGUGGAAUUUGAAAGUGGACGAGUGUUUGACUCAAGUGUUGACAAGCCAUCAGCUACCUCAAGCACAAACAAAUCUGCAGGUUUGUUUAUGCAAGAUCUGAAAUUGUUUGCUGCUGAGCUGUGUGGUGAACAUGAAACAGGGGACAGAAGUGCCAUGUCCAUCAGAUGUCUGGAACUUGCAGAGCAAGCUGAUGCCUUUAUUAAAGUAUCAGCAUAAAUUAGUUUUUUUAUGCAGGAAAUCCGUAUUAUUUAUUUAAAAAAUUAAUAAAAAUGUUCGUCAGGCUCUUUUGAAAAGUUUCUAAUCACUAUGGGAUAAAAUGCUGCCUAUGCUUCUCAGAGGAGCAACAAGGAAUAAACUAUGGGAUAAAAUACAAGCCCAUUUGUACAAAAAUCAUGUCUGAUAUUAGAAAAAAUCUAUACAUGUUUCUGUGAAGUGUUAGAAAAUUACUUUUUAUAUUUGAUAAUGUUUAUUCUUUGCUAAUAAUUUAAAUUAAAUUACAUGAAAUAUUUGACUAUAAUAACUCCUACC
Molecule: messenger RNA, 1293 nt
Organism: Pomacea canaliculata
Lineage: Eukaryota; Metazoa; Mollusca; Gastropoda; Architaenioglossa; Ampullariidae
Product: biliverdin reductase A-like
Exons: 7
Coding region: 74-451 (125 amino acids)
Molecular function (GO): nucleotide binding
Source: RefSeq, a predicted model, not a curated record